Messenger RNA from Zea mays, 4959 nucleotides. RefSeq names its product cullin-3A. Gene Ontology annotation, molecular function: proton-transporting ATPase activity, rotational mechanism; ubiquitin protein ligase binding. The coding region runs from base 2613 to 4592 and encodes 659 amino acids. Lineage: Eukaryota; Viridiplantae; Streptophyta; Magnoliopsida; Poales; Poaceae. Gene Ontology annotation, biological process: ubiquitin-dependent protein catabolic process. The transcript is spliced from 2 exons. The record is from RefSeq and is a predicted model, not a curated record.
CCAUCCUUUUCCAGCCCUUUCCGACUUUCCGUCACCUCCCUUCAGACAACGGAACCCUAGCCUGCUCCCCACUCCCCCACCAGACCACCACCUCGCCGGAACCCCGGCGCCUCGCCCGGAGCACGUGGUUAUCGCCCCCCGUCGGCCGCGGCUGCGGUGUAGCGGAGAAAGAUGAUGAACGGCGGCGGCGGCCAGAAGAGGCGGAACUCGAAAAUCAUUCCCUACGAGUACCGCGUUGAGUCCGACCCCAAGUUCUUCGACAAGUCGUGGCGGAAGCUCCAUGAUGCCAUCCGUGAGAUCUACAACCACAACUCCAUGAGCCUCUCCUUCGAGGAGCUCUACAGGUUAACAUUGCGCGCCCGCCUCCGGUUCCCCGACUUUUCGGUUGCCGCCCUGUUCCAUGCGCUUAGGUCGCGCUGUAUGAUCGCGGAUGAUUCGGAUAGAUAGCGGCCAUGAAUGGACUGAUUGCUGUGCUGAUUGCUGAUAUGUAAUUUUCCAUUUUUUAAUUUAUAGUCGAUCCUCCUGUGGGCUUGUAUGCAUCUUAGAUGAUGACAUGCGAAUGUUUGUGAAUAGAUUGAUCUUGAUUCAUAUGUCUUAUUAUUAGUGUAGUAGGGCUUAUCCUGUAACCAUAAUUUGUCAACAUGAUAUUAUGAUCUUUUAUUGUUGGUGCAUGCUUGCUCAUGUCCUUAUUUUUGUGUGCUAUUGAAUUUUGGUAGUUGCUCGAAGCCUUUAGGCCAUUUGCAGCGUCAUUCUCUGGGUCUCGCCAUUAAAUGCUUAAACUAUUGGAGAUCUUGUUUUGAUUCCUUGUUAUGCAAGUAAGGAAAUUCGGGUUUGGACGUUGGAUGCUUCUGUUUUAACUUCUGGGCUACAUAUACAUACCCCAGAGCUGAACCCUGUGGCGGACGCAGAACAAAAUUCUAGGUGGGGCCGACAGUGCAAAAGACAAAUUAUCGGACUAGACUACUAGUUAAAUGUAGAUUGAUGAUAAUAACAUGAAUGUUAAAUGAUAACAUCUAGUUUUUACAAAAUGAUAUGAAUACCAAAAAAGACCUUUUUGGCUACCUAAAGGAGAGCUAGAGAGAGAAAAUAGGUGGACUGGCUGAGGACGAGGCGUUGGGGUGGAGCAGCCGUAUCGACGCGUAGUUGUGGUGAGUCAUCGAAUUUGACGUGAGAUGGCGUCGGUGAGACGACGACAGGUGGGAGGAGCGAGUGCAGGAGGCGAGGUAGCGAUAGAUGACGGUGACGGCAAGCGACAACCAUUGCCGUGUUGCAACGGCGUGGUGGGACCCUAAUAAGUUAGCGAGGUAUAGGUGAUGCCACGGUCCCAACAACAGCUUGCCCAUCUGCUGGUGUGGACUAGGAGGCAAAGUAUCAGUGUUGUGUGCAGGAUCGCGACGAGCUGACGAGUGAUGAGAAGGCAAGGUGGCGCUGCAGUGGGUGGGUUAGGUCACCAACUUACUGGUCAGUCGAUGACCGAAGAAGCGAGUGAGCCACGAGUGGGCUUGCGCUAGGGAAGAGAAUCGAAUGGCUCAGGUGGAGAGUGGACUGAGCAGUGAAGCAUCGAGAGAAAAAACAUCAAAACCUAGUUUUCAUUAGAUUUGUCCACACUUACUAUACAAAAGUUUGUUUAUUUCGCUGUAUACCUAAAAAAAAUGAGGUGGGGCCAUGUCCCACCUUGCCCACCCCUUAGAUCCGCCCCUGGCUGAACCGACGAGAACUGCCAUCUAGACUUACAUAAAUAUUAUUUAUUAUCUAGAGAACUCCCUUAACAAUCUUGUGCGUGUGUCCCUGUACUCCCUAAUUUGUUGCCUUAGUUAUAUAUAUACACCUAAUAUGUCGUGGCAUCCGUACUCCCUGCAUAGUUGGCACCUAGCAGUCCAAGUAAAUGGGUUGCACCAUUCCCUUGUCUACUGAUCUGAGGAGAUGCCAGUAUGGUGCUCCACCACUCUCCAUGCAUGGCUUGGUAGGAUUGAUCGAAAUAUAUCUUUUUAGCAUAUAUCUAAUCUAAUUUCUUACCUUGCAAGCUAUUACUUAAUACUUAUUAUUUUGUUUCCAGUGACUAACCAUCUAAUUGGUAGGUUCCUAGGAGUCCUGAUGCAUGCAACUAGGCUUUAUGACUUUGUAUACAUGGCGACUAUGAUUAAACUAAUACACAUUAGCAAUAACAUGCCCACAAACGGAGCUGGAUGUCAUUUACUUUACAGAACAGAUCCAGAUUUCUGCCACACCCCGAACCAUACAGAACAGAGCCAGAUCUUGGUGAUGAAGAGUGAGCUUUUCAGUCGACAUUGAAGCAUAUAUUGAUGUUAGUUCCAACACUGAAGUUAGUCAUUUCUUUCAGUUUAGGAUCAUGUAGGGCUGGAAUGCCCUUUCUAAAUUGGCAUGCUAAGAAACAUUAAGUUUGAUGGAAAUAAAAGAAACCAUCAAACUUGUUCUGUGACUAAUAUUAGGAUACCGUAGCAGAAUGUGCACACAUAUGAAAAUUUUGCAGCUCGUGAGGACUUGUGUGGAGGUCUAUCAAUAGCUUAUUUCUCAGCAUCAGAUCCAGGACUGCUUAUAACUUGGUAUUGAACAAGUUUGCUCCUGAGCUCUAUGAGAAAUUCACAGAAAACAUGAAAGCGCAUCUUGAAGAGAUGCGGACAUGUAUAGAGGCUGCUCAAGGUGGUUUGUUCCUGGAAGAGAUGCAACGAAAAUGGAAUGACUAUAACAAGGCAUUGAAAAUGAUUAGAGACAUCCUGAUGUAUAUGGACAGGACAUAUAUUCCCACUAAUAAAAAGGCACCUGUCUUUGAUCAUGGGAUAGAGCUUUGGAGGGAUACCAUAGUUCGGUCUCCUACGAUUCAGGGGAGGUUGUCUGACAUGCUCGUCGAACUCAUACAUAUAGAAAGGACCGGUGAUGUGAUAAACAGAGGCUUGAUGAGGACUACAACUAAAAUGUUGAUGGAUCUAGGGCUGUCUGUUUACCAGGACGAUUUUGAAAGGCCAUUUCUUGAGGUCUCUGCUAGUUUCUAUAGUGGUGAGUCACAGCAACUCAUUGAGUGCUGUGCUUGUGGUGAGUAUCUGAAGCAGGCUGAGAGGCGCCUCUCUGAAGAAUCAGAGCGUGUGUCACAGUACUUGGAUGUUAAAACCAAUGAGAAAAUUACUGCUGUCGUGGUAAAAGAGAUGCUAGCAAAUCACAUGCAGAGGUUGAUUCUUAUGGAGAACUCAGGGCUUGUGAAUAUGCUUGUUGAAGACAGGUAUGAAGACCUGACAAGGAUGUACGCUUUGUUUAAUCAUGUUCCUGAUGGGCUCACAGCAAUUAGAUCUGUGAUGACGUCUCAUAUUAAGGAUACUGGCAAAAGUUUGGUAACAGAUCCAGAGAGACUAAAGGACCCGGUUGAUUUUGUUCAGCGGCUUCUUAACAUGAAGGAUAAGUAUGACAAUAUCAUCAAUGUGUCAUUCAGCAACGACAAGAGUUUCCUGAAUGCUCUCAAUUUCUCAUUUGAGCACGUUAUAAACUUAAACAACAGAUCCCCUGAGUUCAUAUCACUGUUUGUUGAUGACAAACUGCGGAAGGUGGUGAAAGAGGCCAAUGAGGAGGAUCUUGAAACUGUCCUUGACAAGGUGAUGACGUUGUUUAGGUAUUUGCAAGAAAAAGAUCUAUUUGAGAAAUAUUACAAGCAACACUUGGCAAAGCGUCUUCUUUGUGGGAAGGCUGCUCCUGAGGAUUCUGAGCGAAGCAUGCUUGUGAAGCUGAAGACGGAAUGUGGCUACCAGUUCACUUCAAAGUUGGAGGGCAUGAUCACUGAUUUGAAUACCUCUCAGGAUACUACACAAGGGUUUUAUGCAUCUACUUCUUCGCGGCUGCUGGCAGAUGCCCCCACAAUAUCUGUCCAGAUACUCACCACUGGGUCAUGGCCAACACAAACCUGCAAUACCUGUAACCUUCCCCCUGAAAUUGUCUCUGUCUCAGAGAAGUUUCGGGCUUAUUACCUUGGCACACAUAAUGGCAGGAGGCUAACAUGGCAAACAAACAUGGGGAAUGCUGACAUCAAAGCAACAUUUGGAAAUGGCAACAAGCAUGAACUGAACGUCUCAACAUACCAGAUGUGUGUUCUCAUGCUGUUUAAUUCAUCAAAUGUCUUGACUUACCGUGAAAUUGAGCAGUCUACAGCAAUACCAACUGCUGACUUGAAGCGAUGCCUCCUGUCGCUAGCUCUUGUGAAGGGUAGACAAGUCCUGCGAAAAGAGCCCAUGAGCAAGGAUAUUGCCGAUGAUGACAGCUUCUGCGUGAACGACAAGUUCACCAGCAAGCUUUUCAAGGUGAAGAUUAACCCUGUGGUGACGCAGAAGGAGACCGACCCUGAGAAGCUAGAGACACGGCAGCGGGUCGAGGAGGAUAGGAAGCCACAGAUCGAGGCGGCCAUCGUGCGGAUCAUGAAGUCAAGGAGGGUUCUAGACCACAACAGCAUAAUGACGGAGGUGACAAAGCAGUUGCAGCCCCGUUUCAUGCCAAACCCCGUGGUGAUCAAGAAGCGGAUCGAGUCGCUCAUCGAGCGCGAGUUCCUGGAGCGGGACAAGGUGGACAGGAAGAUGUACCGCUAUCUUGCCUAAAACAACCUCCCUUGCCUUAGGAAUUAGAUCAUUAUACGUUACCCAUGUCAUAUAAACAGACCUUGAUCCAUGUACUUACGCAUAGAAGGAAAUGAGUCUGCAUGCCGUGAUACUUUUAGGUGAAACUGUUUUUUUGUUGGGUUUGUCCAGUUAGUUGAUAAUUUAGCUUCUAUAACAUCCUGCGCUGGGUUGCAUGCUAAUGCUGUAGAUAGAUCUUGCUGGCUGCGACGCAGUGCUCUCUUUUGGUUGCUGCUUCAGAAAGGCGAUCUGAUUGCAGCCAAGGUUGACUUUUUGUGGCUUGAAUGAUGAUUGAUGUCACUGAAAUGAUGCUUGGAUCGGAUGGUAAUCUACUGAAUUGCUCUAUCCA